Messenger RNA from Sebastes umbrosus (honeycomb rockfish), 1945 nucleotides. RefSeq names its product paired box 10 (gene pax10). Lineage: Eukaryota; Metazoa; Chordata; Actinopteri; Perciformes; Sebastidae. Gene Ontology annotation, biological process: anatomical structure development; regulation of transcription by RNA polymerase II. Gene Ontology annotation, molecular function: DNA-binding transcription factor activity, RNA polymerase II-specific; RNA polymerase II cis-regulatory region sequence-specific DNA binding. The record is from RefSeq and is a predicted model, not a curated record. Bases 321 to 1172 code for a protein of 283 amino acids. The transcript has 9 exons.
CCUUUCACUGUUUCGACCGCGAGAAUGUGCAUUUUUGUAUUUUAUACAACAGUUUAUACAGGAGUCAAUCCCAGAUAUUGUUAUUGUCAACAAAGCUGGAGAACAAGGGGACGUAGGGGGAACAACAGGGGAAUAAAGGUCCACGGAGGAAGGAAAGUAACGCACAGGACGCCGCCGCAUCAUUUCACCUGGACACUUGGGAGGAAGGAUCGGAGGAUCGAAGGAGGGAGAAAAGAGCCAAAGGUGACAGUAAACAGGGGCGGACACGCACAGGACGGGACUCCUUUAUUUCUCCUCAUGGUGGUUUAGACGCUCGUAGCAUGUAUGAGAAGUUAACAAUGCUGAACCUGCAGAGCGGCUCGAACUGGAGCGGGCCUAACAACUGGUACCAUGACCCCACCAGCGUUCAGACGCAACACAGCACAGUGUCUGAGGGCUGUCUGCUGGACACGGAGGGCAGCAUUGGGGGGGAGGCGGUGGGAGGAGGGACGGGCAGAGGGGGAGGAGUCCCUAUGGAGAGGGACGACGGCGAGGAGUCUCAGCUGAGGCUGCAGCUCAAGAGGAAGCUGCAGAGGAACAGGACCAGCUUCACGCAGGAGCAGAUCGAGGCUCUGGAGAAAGAGUUUGAAAGGACACAUUACCCAGAUGUCUUUGCGAGGGAGAGAUUGGCGAACAAGAUUGAUCUACCAGAGGCCAGGAUACAGGUGUGGUUCUCAAACCGAAGAGCCAAGUGGAGGCGGGAGGAGAAGCUGCGCAAUCAAAGGAGGACAGGGAACGCAACUUCCUGUUCACAGAGCCAAGCCCCUCUGACCACUUCCUUCAACACAUCCGUCUAUCAUCAUCAGCAGCACGGCAGCAGUUCAGGGUCCAUGUUGAGUCAGGCUGAGUCGUCCCUGCCCAGCUACAGCUCCCUGUCAGUUUUCUCAUCUGGAGUCCAGUCUAUUCCUCCCCAGUCGGCCUCCUCCUACUCCUGCAUGUUACCUCCAUCCCCCUCCACCCCGCGCAGCUUUGACUCAUCGGCGUACUCCUCCCCUCAUCUGCAGACUCCGUCCUCGGCCAACUCCAACACUGGGCUCAUAUCACCCGGCGUUUCAGUGCCAGUCCAGGUUCCAGGAGCUGAUCAGCAGAGCAUGAGUCAUAACCUGGGUCAGUACUGGGCCAGAUUACAGUGAUCAACAGACAAUCGCUGCCAACAAAAGAAGAACGAAAAAAAGGGGCAUGUAACAAAAAAGUGUCAAGAAAACAAUAUGGGGGACACACGGGUUUUAAAGGAAGCACAGGACUGAGCUAUAGAGGGGGCCUCAAUGAGUUGCAGACCCCUGAAAUGCAUUAAAUGUUUACAAAUUCAACCAAGAGCAGCUUUGGUUGCACUCGACAGUACUCUGGUCAUACUGGUAUUUGCUUAGUAUUAUCAAGUUGCACUUUUUUUGUUUGGAUAUUGUUAAUCAUAGGGCUGAGGUCAGGAUUAGAAAUAGGAUCAGUUUGAGGUGUGUUUAGAAUUAAAAUAGAGUCAGGGUAGGAUCAGGCUUAAGUUAGGGUUUAGGUUACACCGUCUGUGGAGAUGCUUUUUAUUACCCGAUAGUUGGAGAAGCGUCGGGCCCUUCAAAAGAUUUACUAUAUUUUAUUGUGUCGAAUAUUUUGGCUUUUACUUAGACUGAAAGUUUCAUGAUCCACAAAAAACAGGGAAAAAGAAAAUGUACUCUGGAUAAAAAAAAAAGAACUAAAUACACUGUGAGAUGUGGUUGAAAGCUCUGUGGACUUUUGAGCUUAGAUUAUUUUGCUACAUACGUUUUAACAAAUUUUAUCCGUAGAGGUGGCAGAAGAGGUUUGAAUUAUAAACAGAAAGUCAACCCGAUUACUACGAGCUCUCUAUGGCCCAUAAACUUAAAGGUACAGUGUGUAGGAUUUGGUGGCAUCUAGUGGUGUGGUUGCAGAUUGCAACCAA